AUGUACGUGAGCUACCUCCUGGACAAGGACGUGAGCAUGUAUCCCAGCUCCGUGCGCCACUCUGGCGGCCUCAACCUGGCCCCGCAGAACUUCGUCAGCCCCCCGCAGUACCCGGACUACGGCGGCUACCAUGUGGCGGCCGCCGCCGCCGCCGCGAACUUGGACAGCGCGCAGUCCCCGGGGCCGUCCUGGCCGCCCGCGUACGGCGCCCCGCUCCGCGAGGACUGGAACGGCUACGCGCCAGGGGGCGCGGCGGCCGCCGCCAACGCCGUGGCCCACGGCCUCAACGGGGGCUCCCCGGCCGCCGCCAUGGGCUACAGCAGCCCCGCCGACUACCACCCGCACCACCACCCGCACCACCAUCCGCACCACCCGGCCGCCGCGCCCUCCUGCGCCUCGGGCUUGCUGCAGACGCUCAACCCCGGCCCCCCCGGGCCCGCCGUCACCGCCGCCGCCGAGCAGCUGUCCCCGGGCGGCCAGCGGCGGAACCUGUGCGAGUGGAUGCGGAAGCCCGCGCAGCCGUCGCUCGGCAGCCAAGUGAAAACCAGGACGAAAGACAAAUACCGAGUCGUGUACACGGACCACCAGCGUUUGGAGCUGGAGAAGGAGUUUCACUACAGUCGCUACAUCACCAUCCGGCGGAAAGCCGAGCUGGCCGCCACGCUGGGGCUCUCCGAGAGGCAGGUUAAAAUUUGGUUUCAGAACCGCAGAGCGAAGGAAAGGAAAAUCAACAAGAAGAAGCUGCAGCAGCCGCCGCCGUCCCAGCCACAGGCUCCCCAGCUGCAGCCAGGUCCCCUGAGAAGCGUCCCGGAGCCCCUGAGUCCCGUGUCUUCCCUGCAGGGCUCGGUGCCUGUCCCUGUCCCUGGGGUUCUGGGGCCGACUGGGGGGGUGUUAAACCCCACUGUCACCCAGUGA
Mesoplodon densirostris (Blainville's beaked whale) is the source of this 915-nucleotide messenger RNA. It is a transcript of the gene CDX2, whose product is annotated as caudal type homeobox 2. The record is from RefSeq and is a predicted model, not a curated record. Gene Ontology annotation, cellular component: nucleus. Bases 1 to 915 code for a protein of 304 amino acids. The transcript has 3 exons. Gene Ontology annotation, molecular function: RNA polymerase II transcription regulatory region sequence-specific DNA binding; DNA-binding transcription factor activity, RNA polymerase II-specific. Lineage: Eukaryota; Metazoa; Chordata; Mammalia; Artiodactyla; Ziphiidae. Gene Ontology annotation, biological process: embryo development; regulation of transcription by RNA polymerase II; anterior/posterior axis specification.